Molecule: messenger RNA, 1118 nt
Organism: Oncorhynchus nerka (sockeye salmon)
Lineage: Eukaryota; Metazoa; Chordata; Actinopteri; Salmoniformes; Salmonidae
Product: chromatin modification-related protein MEAF6-like
Exons: 9
Coding region: 76-732 (218 amino acids)
Cellular component (GO): NuA4 histone acetyltransferase complex
Source: RefSeq, a predicted model, not a curated record
CGUGGCGAAUGUUUUUACUGCUUAUUUGGCUUCAUCAUUGAAGACGCGCGGCUGUUUGUUUUUCGAAGAUUCAUCAUGGCAAUGCAUGCAAAAGCGACACCACCACAGAUUCCCGACACACGUCGGGAACUCUCGGAGCUGGUCAAGAGGAAACAAGAACUUGCGGAGACGUUGGUGAACUUGGAGCGACAGAUCUAUGCAUUUGAGGGCAGCUACUUGGAAGAUACCCAGAUGUAUGGGAACAUCAUCAGAGGAUGGGACAGAUAUCUCACCAACCAAAAAAAUUCCAACAGCAAGACGGACAGAAGAAACCGAAAGUUCAAGGAGGCAGAGCGUCUGUUCAGCAAGUCCUCUGUCACUUCUGUAGCAGCUGUCUGUGCACUCGGUGGGAUACCAGAUCACAUGAAUGAAAAGCAGAGCGACACGUCCCCAGACCUCCAGAACCAGGAGAAUGAGCCCAGUCAGGAGGACACAGAGGAUGCAGAUGGGGCCCUGCAGGACCUCAAACCUCAGAAGGCUGCAUCCUCUUCUUCAGGCAGUCACCACGGAAGCCACAAGAAGAGGAAGAACAAAAACAGACACAGCCCUUCUGCCAUGUUUGAUUAUGACUUUGAGUCAAGUUCCCCUAAUCCAGUUAUGAAAAAAGCUGCUCUUCCUGCCAAAAUGAGAUGGGGAGGUCAAAGAUUUGACAUGAAAGUGAACAAAAAACCCAGAGUGGAUUAUUCGACUUGAUCAAGUGGCCAGACAAAGGUCUAUGGUGGAGCAGAGAGCCCCUCUGAACUUUAACUGUCUUUAUUGUGUACAUUGCAUGAAACAUUGCCUCUCACUUGCUAUCAGAAAUAUUUCUGUUUCACGAUUUUCCUGCAGACAAGGUGUGUUAUUGCAUGUUACUCAAGACGCAGGUGGGGGUUGGAUAACACCUUAUUGUAUAGGGUUGAAAAUGCACUAUUUAUUAUGUAACUCCCACCAUUUUUCUCUCUUUGUAACAAAAAGUUGUUUUACUUCGUAUUAGUCAUUGUGUAGUUUUGUAGCUCUAGAAUAUCCCAGCUUCUUUUUAAUCUUUUUUUUAUUUUGAGAUUUGUUUUGCAUAAGAUUGUAAUAAAACCUUGAAAUUACAA